CUAGCUUUGAGCAUGGUUGUUACAUGUAUCAGCCACACAAUAAAAUAUUUAUGAUAUAUGGAUGGAUGUGCAUCAUUAAGCAUCAUAAUUCCAAGCAAACACAUUGCCCUAACAUGUAUUUCUGGAAAAGAAUUGGCUCACUUCCAACCCACACCCAGUGUUGUAGCAUAGUAACUGCACAUACAUUUAUAAGAAUAAUGCUGGGUCUUGAUUCUGCCUUGGUGUAAACAACUCACUUAAUGCCUAGAGAAAGCAUUUGUGAUCAAUACUGCAGAGAACUGCUGCAGCCAGCAUUCCAGAUAGUAUCUUUGAAUAGCCUAGAUUUGCAGCAGAUUAGCAAGGAUGUCCAUGCGUAAUGAUUAUAUUGAUUGAUGAAAAAUAAAAAAAGGGGGCAAGAAAGGUCAGAAACCCUCAUCAAAUUGUUCUCAACUAAUAGCAGAUAUUAAAUACCCUUGGGCAAUCCACCAUUCACUCACUGGUUUUCAUUUUAUGCUGGCAAAAUAGCUUUUAUGAUGUAGGUAUAGUGUACCUGUAGCAUGUAAAAAUGUUGGUCCUAAGAAAACAUGUAUUGUUUAUUCAAAUUGAGUUUAUUAAAUGUACAUAACCAAUCUUUUUCCAAAAUGAUGAUUAUUGACCUUUGAAAUAGCCGUGAUAAAAGAAGAAGCAGAGUUACUUUGGAAGUUAAUAUUUUUAGCCAGUGAAGCAGAUGUUGCAAAUUACCAUACAGGUGAAGGCAAAGGCCUAGAUCAAAUGAUGAGCUCAUAUCUAACAACGAGGCUAGUUUGGUCAUAUUAUCUUGUCACUUGUGUAUUGAUUUCACAGGAGUCUGUUAACACAGUGUACAUAAAAUGUGGUAUACAAUCUGAUGUAGCAAAGUGAUUGUGUAUCCCCUCCCCCAUUUAAAAAAAGGAAGGAAAGGAAACUUUAGAAUUGAGAUUUAUUUGUGGUGAGAUUUUGUCCAAUAAAGCAAGCUCUAAGGGAUGAAGUGUUCUCUUCUUGUGUCCCUGUAUUAAAGAAGUGUGGUUUGUUUCUGUUCUUGCCUUCAGGGUUGAACUAAAAGAAGGAUGUAUGCCCUGAAAUGUAUCAUUAUAUCACCUUAUUUAAUUUUUUGCUUUUAUUUUCUUAUUUAUGUAUCAAUCUGCAUUUUACACACUCGACUUAAAACCAUGUAAUAAGUUGAAAUUUUUCUUGUUGCUAUGCCCAUCAGAUCUUGGUUCAUAUGCAUUACAUGGAAUCUACACUUGCCUCAUAUUCUACUAGUACUGUAUAUGACUCGAAUAAAGUUCACAUGCUAAAGGAUAAACCAAAUUAAUUUCUCGAUCAGAAGAGUGUAAACCUGCAACUUCCUCAAAUUUUUGGUUGUAAAUUGACUUAUUAAUCUGUCCCAUUUUUAUACAACACAGAAAGUAAUAAAAAAAUAUCCAUUCAAAUAUCAUUUUUGGGUAGUGGGAAACGAUAUCUUUCGGUUUAUCUGUUAUUUAUACUAUUUGAAACAAUAUAAUGGCAUUUGGUCAGUUUAUGUGGCAUAAUUUUGACUUCAAAUGUAUUUUAAAUGAUAUAUAUUAAAAUUGCUAUGUAUGACAUCAGUAAAAUCACCACUCUUAACUUGAAGAAAAAUAAUGCUCAAGAACAUUAAAUGACAAUGUAAUAGCAUAACAACAAGUUUGAUUUUAGGGUUUUUUUAUAUUGAUAUAUACUGAUAUUAGUUAACAGGGUAUAUAUCCUUGAGGGACUGUUUGCCCUGUACUUGGCUCCAUCCAAGAUGUCAAAUUACCUUGAACUGUUAAAACCAUGUGAACAACAGGUACAUUGCUGCAUCCUGUUAAGCUAUCAUAGCAUUAUCCAACCAGUUUGAAAUUUAAUAGCUUUGACAUUUGAAAACACUAGGCUUGUGUAGGCCAUGCAGCUUAAUUGCUACUAUUUCUGUGACUUCUAUUUCUCAGCUAGCUGGAGAUUGAUACAAUUUCUUCAGUAAACACGGGCAUGUGCAAUUGAUUUGCGUUUCAAAGUAUACUAGUGAAGAAAAUGUGAUCACCGGGAGCUUUUUCAAUUGUUGAAUUAGGAUAGUGCUUCAUUGAGGGCGAUUAUCGGCACAAAAAGGAGAAAGAAAGGAGCAGAGACAGGAAGAAGAGUAAAAUGAGAUCCAAGUCGUUGCCAAGCCCAAGAACUAGCGACACCUAUAACUCGGCAUCUGAAGCUCGUCAUCCCCAGAUUCACAGGUCCUUAUCCAUGCUACAAGAUCACGACGUCCCUGAUUUGACUGAGUCUUUGACAAAGACUCUUGUGAAUGGUUCAGCAGGACGUGAGGAGUCUGGCAGCCUACAGGAGAUCAAUGAGGAGGAUUUGGCAGCCAUCUUACCUGAUGUCAAUAACACAGCCAAUGGUGGGGACCAUUGCCAAGUGCCAUUCCCCGUGGACUUAGCUGAAAGCGGGAGUGAGGAAGAAGUGGACGACGAUGCACUUAGGGAACAGAUUGUGAAUGAACUUGCUCGUGCUGUAGAAAAUGGCUCCCUGCCUAUAUCAGAGGUGGAAUAUACAAGUUAUGGCAGUGAAACAUGUUAUCAGCCUGACAGCAGGCAUGGUGGGGAGAAACAUGAGAAAACCAGUGAGACCAGGGAUAAUUCAGUGGAGGAAACACAGAAAACUGUUUUGGCUGUUUCACACUCAGAAAACAAAGCAAAAACAAGAGAUGAUGAAAGUGAUAAAGACAUAAGUUGUAAGGCUUCACAGGAUUCCUUAGUACAUAACAGUAGACAUUUUACGGACGCUUUGGUCCCAAAUCUCAAUGAAGAGCAGCAUUCACAACAACAGUCACAUGUGCAGCAGAAGCCAGAGGAACCAGUGAAAAGAAAGCGAGGAAGGCCCCCAAAAGCGAAACCAAUACCAGAGCCACCAAGGGUUGCUGAAGUUGCAGUACCAAGAUACGAGCCUCCAGAACCUAUACAUUUACGCAUUGACACGGAGUACAAUGUGUCCCCAGACAGUGGGAUUCAGUCAAUUGCUGGUUCUCCAGAGGGACAGGAGUCUCCUAGUCCUACUGCUGCUGCAGAGCCAGUAUCUGCACAAACAGACCAGCACAGGGCCAGGGCAUCAGAUGAACCUCCUCCUGGGGGUGGGGACUCUGAACAUCUCCCCAAACAACAGGAAUCAGUUACUGUUGAGAAUACCCUGGAACGUAAUGUUGAGGACAGUUUUGUGAAAAAUGAGACUAAAGGCAAUUGUGAUAUAUCGACUGGACAUAUAAAUACAGAAAACUCCACUUCAGUAGGCCAUGGAUUAAUAAGCAGCACAAAUAAACCCCCCUUUGAACAACCAAAAGUCAAAAGACCUAAAGGCAGGCCACCAAGUAAACAUAAGUUGCUACAGAGGACAGUAACAGCAGAAACAUUGUCAUCUAUUACCAGUGAUAGUGCUGAAUGCACCAAAAUUAGUAACCGUAAAACUAAGAAUAAGAGGAUUGGAGCAAGGAAAGUCAAAAACAUUUCUGAUUCUUCCAUCCAAAAUUUGUCAGAGAUUCCACUAAAACGUAGGCCAGGCAGGCCAAAAGGUUCUGGUAAAAAGAAAAAGACACUAAGUUUAGUGCACACUCUUUCAGGUUAUCAGAAACCAUUUAAACAGAACUCUCAGACUGUGCCUGGAAAAAGGAAACCAGGGAGGCCUCGCAAGCACCCCUUGCCUCAGACGGUGGGGGAUCAAGAAUCUAUUUCUAAGGGUACUUUGGAUGAGCUCCCGGUGUUAGAAAGGGCUCCGUGUUUAGAACAUUCUUUGAGUUCCCGGCGUAGACUCAGAAAAUCGUUACAUGAUGAUGAUGAGCUGCCAGUUCUUGUCAAAGCUCCAGGGAUGGAGUGUCAGAAAAGGCGACGCAAAUCAGAAGACUUUGACACUCUCAUCAAAAGUGUUAAUGCAUCUAUCAGUACCCAAUUUAAAGAUGUUGCCAGUAGUGAAGACGAAGGGGAAAAUGUUAAUUCCAGGCUUGAUUCAGUUGAUUUAGAUCCAGUCAAGGUGACAUCACAACUCAAAGACUCACGGAACCCAAAACCCAAAAUUAAAAAGCCAAAGCUUCAUGUGAUGAUGCGCAAGCAUAAAAAAAGGGGCCGUAAAAAGAAAGCACAAAUUUUAUCAAAACAGAGGCAGCAAGAAAGUGACGAAGUUGUUGACUUUUUCAAGGAUUUACCAUCAACUAGCACUGAUGUGUUCUUCCAAGAAGGUGAAAAUGUCAGUGAAAGGGAUGACGUUCGACCACGCAGGCGUGACACAAUGACAUCCAUGUCUUCUGACAUUUCUGACAAUGUUUCACAUAUUUUGCAGUCAAGCAAAUUAAAUUUUUUAUCCUGCUCCCAGCAUAAACCCCCUUCUGAUGGCAAAAAGAGAAAAAAGAAGAAACUCAUUUACUUUAAAUCAAAACAUAAAAACAUAGUGGACCCUGUUUUCUUGGCAGACUUGGAUGAUAUCACAGAGGAUUUGGAAAAUCUUGCUUUAAGUGCCAAGUAUCCAUUGACUGUCAGCUGCCUGCCAGGACAGACAUUGCUUCCUAGCAUAUUCCAAAUAAACAAAAACAUGUGUAGGAGGAAAAAUACAAAUCUCCCUUUAGAGAUCAAAGAAAAGAAAGCCAAACUGAAGAUAGCAAAAGAGAGGAAAAUGCUGAUGUCCUUGGAACAGAUGCAUGCACUCCAGAAACUGAAGAAAAAACUUCCAGAACAUCACAUUACUAGCUCUAGUCCUCCUCCUCUGCUGGACCACAAACAGAACUGUCUCCCCCUCAAGAAACGGCACAAAGUAUUGUCUAUGUUACCGUCCACGUCAGUUCCCAAUUCCCUAUCCCCACAGUUUCCAGUGGCCUCACUCCCACCACAGGGAGUCCCAGUGAAGAGGAGAGUAGGGAGACCAAGGAAAUACCCAAGACCAGAAGAUCUCCAGCUUCAGUUGGUGCAGCAGUGGCAUCAAGUACAAGUUCAAAAUAACACCCAACAACACACCAGACCAUCUGUGACAUCAGUGCAGAGUACCUCUACUCCAUCUUCAUCGCACAAGGUGCAAAAAAAGCGUGGAAGACCAAGAAAAUCCCCACAGGAGAAAUUAGAGACAGUUAGGAGAAGGAAGUUGGCCGAAAUGAAAAAGAAACUUCAGAUGGGCAAAUCUCUUGAUAAUGUGCCAUUAGCACUUCUGGCAAAGGCCAAAAACUUUCAGUUGAAUUAUAGAAAAAAGGAGAAAACAAGGACUGUAACAGCAUCUAAAGCAUCUGUCAGAGAUGAAAUAGCCAGUGUUUCUGCAGACAGAAAUAUUGCCAUUGUACCAAAAAGAAGGGGCAGACCCCCAAAAAAGAAACCACUGGGAAAUAAAUCACAAAACCUAAACAUUCCAAGGCAACCUCACAACUUCCAGCAUUCACCCAAUCGACAAAUCAGUAAGCCCUAUGAUUGUGUUACUACUGGGAUUUCCACUGAAUCACAAGACUUUGAGGGAACAUUACCCAGAGCUCGCUCACAGAGUCUCAACAUUGACAUGAUUGGUAAAGGAAGACAGAGAAAUUGUAGUUCUUCAAGGACAAGAAAAUCGAGUUUGUCCUCUCCAGUCAGAGAGUCUGACAGUUUGAAGCCAUUAACUUUAAUUGGAGAAAAAAGAAAAGGCAGGAAAAACCGGGAAAGUUCACUUAGCCCAAACUGUGAUUCAGCAUGGAAGAGACCAGUUAGAACUCGUAGUGUGUCCAUGUCUUCGUCAUCAGAGAGGAGACGGAUUAAUAGUGGAAGCUCAGAUGCUGUGGCAUCCUGCGAUGGGCACAGAUCACCCAGCAUGUCAAGAUCAGGUGAACCACUUCAAGGAAAUAGGUCACGGAGUGUAUCUGGGUCGAGAAAGACAAUUUGUAACCAACAAGAGAUACCAAAAUAUACAUCUGAUACCAGGCUGUCAAGGUGGGACUUACCUUGGAAAAGACAGCAGAGUCCUGAUACUGGCUCUAGAUCUGGAGAGUCCAGCACUACAUCUCCACUGAGAAAGGAUGAUCAUGUUGACCAUGAUGACUUUCCUGACGGCAAAGGCGAACCCACAUCUCCCAGAGCCAAAAUGAGAAAACUAUCAAAGGAUGAGGGAUCACUUAGUCCCAAAGGCAUGUCUUCAUCGGAAACAAAAUUGAUAAAAACCCGCAGCAUCUCAGGAUCCAGGUUAUCCAGUGCUCAUGUUCCAGUCUGGCAUAAAUAUACUUCUGGUGUCAGUUCACCCCCAAGACAAGGACAUCAUAGAACUCAGGAAACCAUUACCUUGGAAGGAGAAGGCCCAAAUAGUUCACCGUCAAAAAACUUGGAAAAGAUUAAAAACAAAGCUUCUGCUAUGUCUGUGAUAGAAUCUUACCAUAGAGACCAGAAUGACCAAGUUGCUAUUCAUUCACCAAGUUUAUCUGUAAGUAAAACAGAAUCAAACCACAAGCAUCAAAAGAACAGGACUCAUUCACCACAAAACCAUUCAAAGAUGACGCUAAUGGAGUUUCAGUCUGAAUUUGAGCAGUUUAUCAAGACCCCAGCACACGGAAUUACUUCAAUGUACAAAGAGGGGAAUUCCCUGUCACAGAAGAUCUUUCAUGAGGAGGGAGGUUCUUUGGAUUUAAAUAAUAUCUCCAAGUCUUUGAGUUAUGAUAAUACAGGAGACAACAGAUUGAUAUCCCAAGAGCCUGUUGUGAUAUUAGAACAUCUUCAAGGAAAUAACUACAGAAAACAGCCACGAGAGCACAAACCUGGCAACUAUAGAACACCACAGAGUGACUCCGACUCGGACAAUGAAGUAUUGACUAUACUGAGAGAGAAGGUCAAAUCAAAUAAGAAAAGCAAGGAUCUUGAACAAGCCAAGGCGAUUAAAAAUAGGCAGUCGGACAUCAAACCUCUUCCAACCAGCAUGAAAAGAAAAAGCACUCAAGAUGGGAGACUGGAACAUAAAAAGUUCAAGAAAAGCAAGGUUGCAGACCCAAUCAGCUCUCCCCGUGAAGGCUGCAGUGAUCCCCAGAGAGUACUGAAACCACCCAAAAAGAAGUACCAGAAAGCAGGCUUGUUCUCCAACUAUUACAAGACAGAUGAGCCAAGAAAACCACAAGAAAUAAAGAAAGACAAACUAUAUUACAAUCCCUCGGAACACGAGCAUGGCCUGAUGCCCCCUCCUAUCCAUAUCGGCAAACACCUGCGCCAGAAGAAACAGGAGUUCAAGCUGUCUUAUGAUCUGUGGUGGUUAUAUAAGCACAAAAUGGUAAAGACUCAAGCUGGCCCAGCUGAGAAGCUAGUGCACAGUGGACCUGCGUCCAAGUCUUCUGUGUUGUCUCCUUCGUUAUCAACUCACCAUAAACUUUCUCGCUGUAAUACUACUGAUUCAAAGAAACAUAAAAAGAAGUUAAGAAAAGGUACAAGUAGCCCAAAAUACAAGAAGAUAAGGCAUAAUGUGUAUGUGGAUGCUAAACCCAUGUGUGACUAUGAACCCCAUCCCUGUAACUGUGAGAGGCCUGCAGACAGGCGCGGCUGCGGGGAGGAAUGCCUCAAUAGAAUGGUGUACACCGAGUGUGCGCCAGGUUCCUGCCCGUGUGCCGACUUCUGUCAGAACCAGAGGAUUCAGAGGCGAGAGUGGCUGGACUGCCUGGAGAAGUACCAGACUGGGGACAGGGGGUAUGGAGUGAGGACCAAGGCCCAUAUUAAAACAGGCAGUUUCAUAUUGGAGUAUGUUGGCGAAGUUGUGAGCGAGCACGAGUUCAGACGCCGUAUGAUGGAGACCUACAGUCAUGACUUCCACCAUUAUUGCCUGAACCUGGACAGUGGGACGGUCAUUGAUGGCUACCGGAUGGGCAACAUUGGCAGAUUUGUCAACCAUUCCUGCCAGCCGAACUGUGAGAUGCAGAAGUGGAAUGUGAAUGGAGUGUACAGGAUUGGGCUGUUUGCAUUGAAGGAUAUUCCAGCAGAUACUGAGCUCACUUAUGACUACAACUUCCAUGCUUUUAAUAUGGAUUCACAGCAAAUCUGCAAGUGUGGUAGCACCAAGUGUCGAGGCAUUAUGGGUGGAAAGACUCAAAGGUUGAAUGGUCAGAUUAGGGAUAAGACCAAUACAUCAAGACCGGUAGGAAGACCACCUAAGGACAAAAGGAAGUCAAAAUCUAAACUCAAGAAAUAUAAAGAUAAGAAACAUGACAACAACCACAAGAACACACCCAUCAAGCCGAUGUCCCACAGGGAGCGCACCUUUGCCCAGAAGCAUCGCAUUUUCUUGCUGAGAAACAUUGAGAAAGUGAAGCAGUUAAGGCACAGACAAAACCAUCAAGAUGUGACCAGCCGCCAGAAACAAAACUACAUCACCCAUACUCCUUUCUCAAAAACUGAUGUUUUCAUGACACAGUUUACUGCCUUGAACACUGCCAGAUCUGUCAAAACCAGGCGCCUGACACUUGCUGAAGAGAACAGUGAAGUGACGCGAGCUGCCAGAUUGGCCCAGGUCUUCAAAGACAUCUGCACUGCUGUCACUUCAUGUAAAGAUGAAGAUGGCAAUAUACUGGCAACUCCUUUGAUGUCCUUACCAUCAAAGAAAAACCUGUGGUUUUGCAGAUAUCCAGAGUACUACGAGAUGAUAGAGGAUAGAAUAGACCUCAGCACCAUCCAGAAUAACAUCUUUACUGGUCGCUAUGAAACAGUGGAUGCCUUUGACGCCGACUUCCUCAAACUAUUUCGAAAUGUUGAGAAAUACUGUGGACGAAAGUCGGAGAUGGGUCGCCUGGUAUUGCGCCUGAGGAAGGUGUACUGUGCUGCCAAGGCAGAUGCACAGACACUGUUUGAGGAGAUUCUGGGUGAGAACAUUCCACACACCACUUCUGAGACUGAGUCUACUGACAUGGGGGAGGGUGGCAGUGAGAAAUCACCUGAGGAGGAGGAGAAAGAGGAGGAUGCUCCUGAGGAGGAGGAGGAAGAGAUCAUUAGGUGUAUAUGUAACAUCUACAGAGAUGAGGGUUUGAUGAUACAGUGUGAAAAGUGCAUGAUCUGGCAGCAUUGUGAUUGUGUUGGCAUUGAUGGGAAUGUGGAGAACUAUCUUUGUGAGCGCUGUGAUCCCAGAGUCAUCAAUCCAGAAGUGUACCAGAUCCCCCAGCCCCAUGAUGGCCUGCAAGGCUGUAAGUACUACAUGACAUUGAUGAGAGAUGACCUACAGAUCAGGGUGGGGGACUGUGUGUAUAUCACCAGAGAGAAUCCUCAGCGCCGCAGUGAUGGUCUGCCGGUACGCAUGUCAUACAGGCUGCUCUCCAACACUAACCCGGAUGAUAUGGAAAUAUUCCGCAUUGAAAGGCUCUGGAUCAGUGAGAAGGGUGAGAAAUUUGCCUAUGGUCACUACUACUGCCGUCCACAUGAAACAUUCCAUGAACCUACUCGGAAAUUCUUUCAAAAUGAGGUGUUUCGUCUCCCUCUCUAUGACAUCAUCCCCCUGGAGUGUAUAGUGGGGCAGUGCUGGGUGCUGGAUCUCAAUGUCUACUGUAAGGGACGCCCAUUUGGCUGCAGGGAGCAGGAUGUCUACAUAUGUGAAUACAGGCUGGACAAGACUGCACACCUCUUUUACAAGAUUUCCAGGACAAAAUUUCCAGUAAACACAAAGUCAUAUUGUUUUAAAACAUUUGAGAAGAAACUGCAGCCCAAAAGAACAUUCUCACCCCAUGAUGUUCCUGAUGUGUACAAGAGAAGGAGCCCAGCAGAACAUCACUCCUCAGACCUGAACACCAGGAUGAGGCAGGAGACAGAUGAACUAAACGGUAAACCUGACCUUGACCCCUGUAACACAGAGGAUGAGAGUGACUCUGAGAGUGUGCCACUGGCAAAGGUGAAACAAGAUGAGAUAAACAAGAAGAAGACCAGGUUGAAUGCAUACUUGAUUAAACUGUUGGGUUCUAUUCCUGGUAAGCAGAAGAUUGAUAUCACUUACUUACUGGAUGAGGGUUGUGGAAAGAGAGCCAGAAAGAAGUCUCUACAUGCUUUUUAAGUGUUCCACAAGAUACAGAAAAUAUGACAUGGAGGUUCUGGGAUCUGCAGCAAACUUGUCAAUCUGAAAGCAAUCCAAUGAAAAUAUAGAACAAUAUUGGCAGGUUUGGUGGAUUUUAUAAGCACUCCUUGUGCUUAGACUGUGGAGCUUGGAAGAAGUGUGCAGAAUUUGGAGUAGUUCUGUAGACCAUCUACAUGGAGCAAAAACAGCAACUGAAAUUUUAUCCUAAGGAAAGGUGUAAAAUACGGAUAAAGCACUAGUGGCCAACUUUGCCUUGUGAAAAUCCUCGCACACUUUCACCUCAAGAGCCACAGAACUUGGGAGUGGGUGUGUCAAGUAUUUGUAUUUAGCCACAAUCAUGAAAUGGUUUUUCUUAUCUAAAUUAUGACCAUGUGAUUUGAAGAUUAUACUGUAUCAAACAACAUCAUUAACAGGAGAAAGGUUGAAUCCUCAACAAAGGAAAUCAUGACCUACAUUGUAUGCAAAAUGAAAAAAGAUAGGCAGCUUAAACAGAAAUACACCAACAACAGGAGCAAACUUUGUUUUUUCUGAAUGCAGAUGAAAUAAGUAUUUGGAGGGAAGUAAACUUAAAAAUUUUGCAUUUUAGGCAGCUACUCUCUUAAUAUGUGACUUGUGCUCAUGCAUUUACUGCAAGGUGGAUAUAUUUUGAUUUUUAC
Messenger RNA from Lingula anatina, 10655 nucleotides. RefSeq lists its product as uncharacterized. The record is from RefSeq and is a predicted model, not a curated record. Gene Ontology annotation, cellular component: nucleoplasm; nucleus. Lineage: Eukaryota; Metazoa; Brachiopoda; Lingulata; Lingulida; Lingulidae. Gene Ontology annotation, biological process: regulation of DNA-templated transcription. Gene Ontology annotation, molecular function: chromatin binding; histone H3K4 methyltransferase activity; protein binding.